Messenger RNA from Linum tenue, 4573 nucleotides. The record is from the annotation of a GenBank genome assembly. Lineage: Eukaryota; Viridiplantae; Streptophyta; Magnoliopsida; Malpighiales; Linaceae.
AGUUUUUAAGCAUCAGUUUGGAAAAAAUCCCUUUUGUUAAUUAGUUAAUGACUUUGUCGAUCAUAUGUAUCUGAAUUAGCAAAAUAUGUAAUUAAUGGCAAGCCUGAAAUUAAUUGAUCACCAAGACCUUGAGUCCUUGACUUGGACAGACUAGGUGGUAUAUAACUAAGCAAGGGUUGGAUUUCAUUUCAUCACAAACGAACUAAAUUACUUGCAAACUUUUCUCUCCUCUCCCUACCAAAAAGAAGCUCAAGAAAGAAAUGGCUUCUAUUUCUCUCUUCAGCGUUGGCAAAACGAUUCUUGAGAAACUGGGUCCUCUUGUUCAGCAAGAGGCUAUGCUGUUGUGGAACCUUCGGGCUGAGCUUGAGAAGCUGGUGGGCACAGUGAGUGCCAUUCAGGCACUUCUACUCGAUGCGGAGGAGCAGCAAGAGCACAGUCAUCAGGUCAAAGACUGGCUCGAGAAGCUGCAGGUCUUAUUGCUCGAUGCAGAGGACCUACUUGAUGAUGUUGCUACCGAGGCUCUGCGGGAGGAAGCAGCGGCCUCAAGGGAUCGAGAUGGCUCCUCCUGGUGCAAGAUACAGUGUUGGACUCCGGUAUGCUUCCUUUUCUCCAUCCCGAAUCGACUGAUUUACAGUCUUAAAAUGGCUCAUAAAGUCAAGAGUGUUAGGGAGCAGUUGGAUGCUAUACAUGCUGAUAACACCAAAUUGCAGCUGAGCCCUCGUUUUGAAGAGACAGGCAAAUUGAUGAAACAUACCAUCACCAUAUCUUCCCUUCCUAACAUAGUUGUUGGGAGAGAAGAUGAGGUUAAGCAUAUUAAGCAGCUUCUUCUGCUGGGAAACAACCAUAGUCCUAAGAUCUCUGUGGUUUCCAUAGUUGGUAUAGGUGGGAUGGGAAAAACAGCACUUGCUCAACUCAUCUAUAAUGAUAGGCAAGUCAAGGAGCAUUUUAAGUUGAGGUUAUGGGCAUGCGUAUCGGAGUUGUUUGAGGUCAAUGUGAUUAUCCAAAAGAUUUUAGAAUCUGCCACAGGAGGGGAAGGGAGACAAGGUUCUCAACUUAAUGCUCUGGCUAAUCGCCUUGAGGGAUACAUCAGUGAGAAGAGGUUUUUCCUUGUGUUGGACGAUGUGUGGAACUUUGAUUCCGAGAAAUGGGACGUGCUGAGAUCUGUGCUUAACAGUGGUGCCAAUGGAAGCAAGAUCUUAGUCACCACUCGGUUCGAGAACUUUGCAAAGAUGAUGAGUCGUGGCUCUCCGGAUCCCCCUUAUGCUUUGAGCGGUCUAUCCUCCCCACAAUCCUGGUCAUUGUUUAGGCAAGUCAUGUCUGGUGGUGGUAACUACCAAUUAGCUGUCGAGGAACCACUUAACAUAACUAGCGUGGAAGAGAUUAAAGAGCAAAUCAUGAAAAAGUCUGCCGGGGUACCUUUAGCGGUCAAAACAGUGGCAAAUUUGUUGUGUUUGAAGGAUCCUCAAACUGAAUGGUUGCCUUUCCUUAGGUCUAAUGAGCUUUUAGAUGCUAAACACAAUACUAGCCUACUACACAACCUAAAGCUAAGCUACCAAUACCUUCCCUCACAUUUGAAACGUUGCUUCCUAUUUUGUAGUUUGUAUCCCAAAGGCUAUAGAAUUCCUGUCCCCGUACUAAUUUUUCAAUGGGUUGCAUUGGGUCUUAUCGAGUCAUCAGAAGAUUCUAGACUGGGUCUGUAUGAUUUGGGCGUGCAAUAUGUUAUGGAUUUGACAUGGAGGUCUUUCUUUCAAGAGUUAAAAAUAGGUUGGUCGAGUGGUAUAUCUUCCUGUCGAAUGCAUGAUUUAAUUCAUGACCUUGCAGUCUCACUAUCUGGGUCUACUUAUACAGAAAUAGAUGACUCUACAGCAAGAAUCAGUAAAACCACUUACCACAUGUCAUUGAGCCAUGAUUUGUGGAGUCCUGCAGAACUUGCAGUCCACCUGGGUAAAGCCAAACAAUUGCAGACAUUUUUUACUUUGUUUAAAAAUUGGUAUCAGUCUGGGACAAACUGGGACGACUCUGCUUUUCGAUCUUUUAUUUCAAGAUUUCCAAGUUUGCGUGUACUUCAUUUCAAGUACACUGGGAUGGAGACAUUGCCACACCACAUUCAAGGACUAAAACAUCUUCGGUAUUUGAACAUCUCAUCCAACGAUAACAUAGUCAGGCUACCAGACUCUAUCACCAUGCUUCAGAACUUACAAGUGCUGCACCUUGAUUAUUGCAAAAGUCUCCAAGAGUUGCCAAGAGAUAUCAACAAACUUGUGAAUUUGUGGAUCCUGAAAUGCACGGGUUGUUUCGCCUUAACGCACAUGCCGGUGGGGUUGGGUGAACUAACUCGUCUUGAAAGAGUGUCAUUUUUUGUCGUGGGACAGGAUCGUCUCGCUUCUAGGCCUACAGGUGGGUUGGAUGAGCUAUAUAAGCUAGACAAAUUAAGAAUCCAUCUCCGAAUUGCCAAUCUUGGAGUCCUCCGAAGCACAAUUGCAACGUCAUGGCCACCAUCACUGGCAUUUGAGAUUGGUGCGGUGGCUAAUUUGAAGGGGAAGAUUCACCUGCAAACUUUGUUCCUGCGUUGGGAUCUUGGUACCAAUGAAUGGAACGAGAGUCCAUGGGAAGAAGGCUUGAGGGGAUCAGAAGAAGAUGCUGAAUGGGAUGAAAGCUUGCUGGAAGGCCUCCAACCGCACCCGGUUCUGAAAUCGUUCCAGGUGGCUCACUGCAGAGGAGGGAGAUUUCCUAGUUGGAUUUCUUCCCUCACUAACCUGGUCACACUUUCAUUGUAUUGGUGCAAAGUGCGUCAUGGUUUGCACCACUUGCAAGGAUUACCCAUCCUUCGAAGGCUUAUUAUGGUGGGAUUGAUUGAACUAGAGUAUAUGGAUGAAGAUGAAGAUGGUGACAGCUGCCGGUUGCUGACUGAAGAAGCUAUACAGAACAAGAAGGCAUGCAAGCCAUUCUUCCCUUCCCUCAAGAAACUUAAAUUGCGACAGUGCCCCAAACUAAAGGGAUGGCGGAGGAGGGAGCUGCUCUUAUUCCCUGAACUUUCUAAACUUUUCAUAGAGCAUUGCCCUCUGCUGACGUUGAUGCCAGUGUUCCCGAAACUGACUAAGAAGCUGAAAUUGAUUGGAGGUAGCCUAGAACCGCUACUGUGCACAAUGAACUGGUUGUCCUCCUUAGGGCAUAUAAGCUCUUCUUCUUUUUCAAGUGAAGUGGGCUCAAUGCAGUACCCUUUGUCCAAACUGAAGAAACUGGUAAUAUUUUGCAUUGACGAUCCCCCAAGAGAGUGGCUGCAAGGGAUGCAGCACCUCACUUCUCUGCAAGAGAUAAAAAUUAACGAAUGUUCAGGGCUGGAGGAGACUCUGGAAUGGCACAACUUGUCGCAUGUUCCAAAUAUAACUAUCGAUAAGCACAACAUUAAUAGAGACGGCCAGUUUCUGUGGGAUAUUUAUGGAUGGGACAACUUCCAUCAGAUACUAAAGGAUAUCCAUGAGCUGGUGGCAAAGGGGAAGGCACAAGUGGAAAAUUCAAGCUGAUCUACCGCUGUCACACAAAAGGCCACAUGGAACCCACAGGAUGUCCGGCAGAGAGCUCCCAAGUGAUGGUGGGAAAAGACUACAUUUUAGUUUCUGAAUCAUACUUUUGGUGAGUCCAGGAGUCCAAGUAGACGUGAAUAUGACCAUCUACCAUUUGGCUACAAGGAACAAUGAACCAAGCCGAUUGUUGGGGGAAACUUUGGAUUGGCACAGCAUGUCCCAAAUCUCUUUAGUCUUUACCAAGAAGUACUUCAUUAAUUAAUGAAGACGGCUAGAGUCUGUUGGAUGAGGACAACUGGAAAAACUUCUGUGGAAUAGUACUACAGGAACCAGACUAGGUUCCAAAGCAAUGAUCAGCAUCAGUUGGAACAGCUGAAUCUUCCUUACAAAUGAGCUUUUCUUCGGUCUGGCAUUGCCUCAAUUUCAAUGUUGUCCAUCCAGGAUGAUUGCUCAGAGCAUCAAAGUUAAGAGAUCUGUCCAUGCUACUGCACUAUCCACUUUAGCGAAGUACCAAUGGGAGGAAACAUGGAAUUGCCAACCUGAUCUAGCCAUACCCAAGAUCCGAACAAUCUUCAUCAGAAUGAUCGUAUGCCAAGGAACUUCCAAUAAAUGUACUCGUGGGAUAGCUCGUUUGAAAAUGUCAUACAUCAGGUGACAGGUGGUAUCACAACCAUAUGGUUAGCAGAAUUGCCAUUAAGGAAGGAAGCUAAUGCAGCAUUGCAGCUGCUGGGAUCGAGACCUGCUUCCUGUUUGAAUAAUUCAUGGAUUCUGUGGACCAACCUAGUCCAGUUGCUCGUUAAUUUACUUUCUUUUAAAUAAUUAAAUGUCAUUUUCCUUGGAAUUUGAAGGCAACAAAUCAUGGAUUCUAUAUGAGGUUAUUAUCUAUCGAUGACAAAUUCUAUUAAUCCUCAAUUUGGCCGAAAUUUUUUGGAGGAUAUUUUUGUAAAUUUUUGGACAUUUUUUUAAAGUCCAUUUUAUAGGAUUUCGAAGGUUACAGAUCACAUAUUCGAUAUGAGACUAUUUUUUAUUUAUGAUUAAGUCUGUUAAAC